GAAGUCCGACAUAUGGCCGUCUCCAAUCCGAGGAGGAGGCAUUUGUCUGGAGUGCCAUUCAGACCAAUGACAGCGGCAUGUGGGCGUGUGUAGAGAGUGUGUGAGGUGCUUUUUGAGUUUAGUAAAUGACUGCAGCAAGAAAUACCGCGCGGCUGAGGGGCUCGCGAGCGAUGGAAGAGGCUCCGCGCGCCGAAAAAUCAGCGUUUCGGCUUUUCUGACGAGGAUUCGAGGCGAAACGUUCAAACCCCCCCCUCCAAAAAAAAAAAAAAAAAAAAAAAAAAAAAAAACGAGCGGCGUCUCCUAACUGGACCAGACAAUGGAAUGCAGCACUAACAAUUCACCCCUGGGAAACAAGUACGUACCGAAUCAGACUACCUCAGCCAGAGGUAGCUAAAACUAACGCGGGGCUCGUUAAAGCGGCACGUUUCUUCACUGGGAUGCGCGUUGAAAGGAGCGUGCGGGAAAAGAGCAGACGCGCGCGUGCGUUUUCCCAAUGACUUUGGAGACAUCCCGGCUCUCCGAGGAGAUACAGCGCAUAGUUUCGGCUGUUUUAAAUGUUCGCGAUGGAGCGCCUCUGAAUACCCGCGCGUCUGACGCUGCUAUGGAUCGUCCGGAAUGAACAUCUGAAUUCGCCUCAUCGAGUUUUUUCUUUCUCCCCCCAACGCGCCGUUUCUUCCACCUGCGGUUCCGCAUCCCGGAGCGCCCGCUUCACCCACACAGCCUCCGUCGGGGAAAAUGACCGGCUCGCCCGCGCGCUCUUGAGAUUUCCUCGGCCCUUUUUUUUUUUUUAGGAACCCGAAACGAGCAAAGGACGAAUCGAUCACCUCAGAAGUGACGGAAGAAGGAAUUGUGGGGUGCACUGAGCUGUAGCUAACUACAUCCACUCAUCUCCUGACACAAUGUUCGCACUCGGGAUUUAUUUGUGGGAAACUAUCGUAUUUUUCAGCUUGGCAGCGUCCCAACAAGCGGCGGCUCGGAAAGCUGCCUCCCCAAUGCCUCCAUCAGAAUUCCUGGACAAGCUUAUGGGAAAAGUGUCCGGUUAUGACGCAAGAAUCAGACCUAAUUUCAAAGACCCACAAGGCUCCAAAUCGGAUGGUACUCACAAGAAAGGUCCACCUGUGAACGUAACAUGCAACAUUUUUAUUAACAGUUUUGGAUCCAUUGCUGAAACAACAAUGGAUUACAGAGUGAACAUUUUCCUGAGACAGCAGUGGAAUGACCCCCGGCUGGCCUACAGCGAGUAUCCCGAUGACUCCCUUGACCUUGAUCCAUCUAUGUUGGACUCCAUUUGGAAACCCGAUCUGUUCUUUGCCAAUGAAAAGGGAGCCAAUUUCCACGAGGUUACUACCGACAACAAGCUUUUGAGGAUCUCCAAAAACGGGAACGUUUUGUACAGUAUAAGAAUAACACUGGUUCUGGCCUGCCCCAUGGACCUGAAGAAUUUCCCUAUGGAUGUGCAGACCUGUAUAAUGCAGCUGGAGAGCUUUGGCUACACGAUGAACGACCUUAUAUUCGAGUGGGACGAGAAGGGAGCCGUGCAGGUGGCAGACGGGCUGACUUUACCUCAGUUUAUAUUAAAGGAAGAGAAGGAUCUGCGCUACUGCACCAAGCACUACAACACAGGGAAGUUCACCUGCAUAGAGGCUCGAUUCCACCUGGAGAGACAGAUGGGCUAUUAUCUGAUCCAGAUGUACAUCCCCAGUCUCCUGAUUGUGAUUUUGUCUUGGGUGUCCUUCUGGAUCAACAUGGAUGCUGCCCCUGCCCGCGUGGGCUUGGGCAUUACUACUGUGCUGACCAUGACCACCCAGAGCUCAGGAUCUAGAGCUUCUCUUCCUAAGGUCUCGUAUGUGAAAGCCAUUGACAUUUGGAUGGCAGUGUGCCUUCUCUUUGUCUUCUCUGCUCUGCUGGAGUAUGCGGCCGUCAACUUCAUCGCACGCCAACACAAGGAGCUGCUGCGCUUCCAGAGGAGGAGAAGGCAUCUUAAGGAGGACGAGGCGGGAGACGGCCGGUUCAGCUUCGCCGCCUACGGCAUGGGUCCGGCGUGCCUCCAGGCCAAAGACGGCAUGGCCAUCAAGGGCAACAACAACAACGCACCCACCUCCGCCAACCCCCCUGAGAAGAGCGUGGAGGAGAUGCGCAAGCUCUUCAUCAGCCGCGCCAAACGGAUCGACACGGUGUCGCGCGUGGCCUUUCCGCUGGUCUUCCUCAUUUUUAACAUUUUCUACUGGAUCAUUUACAAGAUCAUCCGCAGCGAGGAUAUUCACAAGCAGUAAAGAGAUGCGUAUCCAGCCGCCCCCGAACCCACCCCCUCCCCUCACGUCCCACCAUGCCCGCCUUCCUCUCACUGCAGCGCUCUCACUCGCUUACGGUGAUGACGAGUCCCUGGCAGAGGUAUUUAUUCCUUUUUUUUUUUUU
Messenger RNA from Puntigrus tetrazona (Sumatra barb), 2415 nucleotides. It is a transcript of the gene glra1, whose product is annotated as glycine receptor, alpha 1. The coding region runs from base 900 to 2273 and encodes 457 amino acids. The transcript is spliced from 10 exons. Gene Ontology annotation, biological process: signal transduction; chloride transmembrane transport; regulation of membrane potential. The record is from RefSeq and is a predicted model, not a curated record. Gene Ontology annotation, molecular function: transmitter-gated monoatomic ion channel activity; extracellularly glycine-gated chloride channel activity; glycine binding. Lineage: Eukaryota; Metazoa; Chordata; Actinopteri; Cypriniformes; Cyprinidae. Gene Ontology annotation, cellular component: neuron projection; synapse; plasma membrane.